GUUAUCUGAACAUCUUCAAAGAACCAUGAAGGUCUUUGUGUUUUUGAGUAUUCUAGCAACCACAUCUUAUGCUGACUUCAUUGGUCAGGCUAGAGGAGGAUUCAACCGUAAUCAACUAGUACGUGGAGGGCGACAAGCUGGUGGUAUUCCAGGUGGAGUGGACUUCAGUGGAUGUGUUCAAGAUCAAGAUACUGGACUAUGUUGUGUAGAUAAAAUAGAAGAAGUUACAACACUACAGAAGGAUCCUAUACUGGAGUGUACACACAAGAAUACAGAACAGUGUCAUUACACAUAUGUAACACAGUUUACUCCAGCUCAAGAAGAGGUUUGUGAGGAGAACUUUGAGAAGUCAUGUCAGAUCACGUUCAAGCAACAAGCAUUCAAUGAGACUGUCAAGAAGUGUUAUAAACCUGUUGAAAAGGUUUGCAAUGGACAGGGACCUGAAGAAUGUAGAACAGUUUAUGAAUCUUCCUGUACUACCAAAUAUGUUGAGAAGCAACCUGGUAAGUUUGUUGGAGACACCAGCUGUGAGAAACUACCUGUAGAGAUCUGUGGAGCUGGAUGUACCUAUGAGGAGGGACCUGAGGAGUGCCAUGAUAAAGUUAUUGCAUCUCUUGUUGAUGUUCCUGAAGAAGUUUGUGAUCUCAAUCCUCAGAAGACAUGUAAGCUAACAACUAAACUGGUUCCUAAGCUGAAACCUGAACAUCAAUGUACAAUAGUACCUCAAGAGGUUUGUAAUCUCAAGUUUAGUCAACCAAAGCAGGUUCCCAAACCUCUUCUCACCAGAUGGUGCUUAGAUCCUACUCCAGCUGCACCUGGAGAAAGCUAUGAUGAAAGCAAUGCUCUUGGAGCACCUAUUGGACGCAGAUAAAACAAACUUACUAAAUCAUCUUGUUCAUGUUAAGUUUUGCUUUGUUGUCACUUAUUGUUAACCUUUUAUUUAUUCAACUCUCUUUUUCAGCAUAAAUAAAUUUCGCAAACCGUUCUUUAA
Eurytemora carolleeae is the source of this 991-nucleotide messenger RNA. RefSeq lists its product as uncharacterized. The transcript has 3 exons. Lineage: Eukaryota; Metazoa; Arthropoda; Copepoda; Calanoida; Temoridae. The record is from RefSeq and is a predicted model, not a curated record. Bases 26 to 871 code for a protein of 281 amino acids.